AUGCGACAGGGGUCUUCCAAGACUUCGCAACUACGGCGUAAGAGAGGUGACAAGAUGGCGCCGAUUGAGCAGACAUCGAGCACCGACUCAAUCUCAACUCGACCGCGACUGCAAGCCAUCAAUCAGGACUUCUCGGACUUGGACGAGCAGAUUCACCAAGCUGCUCGUAUAAUAGGCCUUCCGGGAGACUGGAAUACCAUAAAAGACCAAGAUGCCCGUGCUGGGGUUAUAAGGCACAUUGUCCGAGCUAGAGCAGAAUGGGUUUUGCGCUGGGUACUCGAUAAGCUCAAGGAGGAGACGGAUGCAGGGCGCAAGGCACGAGCGCAUCCAGAGACAUGGCAGCUUCUCGAUUGGAUGAUACAUGUUCUGCCUGUCUCGCGCAGUGCCCCACAUUUGCGCGAUGCCAGUCUGCCAACCAUCCUCGAGAGGGCUCUAUUCGAGCGCCUCGACAGCAGUUCGAACACUCAAUCCGAAGACGUACAUAUGGAAGACGCAUCAGACUCAAGCAGCGACCCGGCCCGGAUUGGUUUCAAGCAAUCGCGUAAACGAAAACGAGGAGCAAAUGGCACUACUUCGAUCCCGUCAGUCAGCCAAGAGACUGACCUCAACACUCUGUUCCCUGCUAUAAGAGCUGUCGCAGCCACAAUCAUCUCUCUAGCUUCGAGAAACGACAAGGCCCAGGACAUUACUCAAGCAGAGCUUAUGAAAAUGGUACUUAGGACAGAAUCUGCACAAGCUGCCAGGAUCCUCAGAUUUUGGUUGGAAAGCGUUACUCAACUUCUAUCAGCCAAGUCGCUCAACUCAUCCGAUGUCGACGACACUCUGGACUUGUCCUUGAUAGUUGAAGUGUGGGAUGUUCGGAUUAUAGACUCGAAAGACGAAGUAGGAGUAUCUGCAGACGAGUUUAGCACCGAGUGUCUUAUACCUACCCUUACCCUGCUCGAGACCCUGGGCAGCCUCCGUGGGCAAACUUCGCCGCAGAUCUCUCCUACCACCAUUGAUCGCGCCACGCAAAAACUUGACCGGUUACUGGCAAAGCACAUACUGGCGCCAUCAAGGGCCGCGUUCUUCGCGGACGUUACUGAAGACCCUGCGAAGCCUGCUUCAGAACGCGAACCGAAAGCACUUUUAAGUCAUCUCGAACCUCUCCGCGCAAAGCUUUUACAGGCUGCACAGAUCGAAGAUGCUGGCGAAUCAUUACCGGCGGAACUUGCAGUGCUCUUCCAUUCUCUUUCGACCUUGUUAGAUUUGGCCAUACGUGCGUCUCCCUCCAGAUCACCAAAAGGCAGGCUUGCAGAGAAGCCUUGGAUCCAAGCGACAUUUUCGGCACUUGCUGCAUGUGCCAGAUGCUCUCUAGACACUCCACCAGAAUUCGUCAUGCGCGAGUCUGCGGUCGGAGCAUUGGAUGGUGCACUUCAGGUCUUGCAUGCGCACAAUGUCAGCAUCAACCCCAAGCUCGUGGAGAUUAUCUUUUGGUACUAUGGUGGUGUCAAAUACCCAGAACGUCAAGAAAAAAAGAUACAUUGGCCACUAAUCGCGUCAUUGAUCAAGCUCGAUGCCUCGGUUUUCGUAGCAGAACCCAAGACUAGCAUCAAGAUUUCGCCGGAUAAGAAUCACGCUGACCUUGCCGAGUUCAUCUUCGAGCGUAUCUCGGUCGAGGAGAUUAAGCAUCCUAACUUCACUCCUAGUUCACUCCGAGCCCAGAUCAAAUCACAUCAAGAUGAGGAACCGAAAUUUGCCGGAAAAGCUUUGAUUAUAGAGCAAAUCAUCACUCCCUUGAUGUCAGCUUUCGUACGGAACCGAAAUCUGCUUGGGUUUAUGCGCAGGUGGGAUCAACAAUUGGUGAGGGUUCACCGGCACGAGACCCAGAAGAUUCUCAAAAAGCGUCAGGAACAUAUUUGGGAAGAUCGAGCCCUGAGUAAGGCUUUAGGGGAGAUUUUCGAACAGUCUUUGACACAGGGUCAAAUAUCCACUCUGGUUGAAGAGCAUGCACAACGAGUCGCUAAGCUAGGCGAGACCAUUGCAAAUGGAAAAAAUGAGGAUGUCGACGUCAAGAAACUCGCUGGCUACAGAUACGCUGCUAGCAGCGCAGUUAUAGUACCCACUAUCCUAGAAGCAGUCCGGACUGACGAAACUAUUAUGGCCCUGCGACCACAUCUGGAUAGUCUAUUCCGCUCCUUCACGACAUGGGUGCAAGAUGACAGAUUCAGCCUACAUUCGCAAGUGUCCCACUCUUGGUUCACGUUGAGCCAGCUCCUAGCUAAAUUAUGGCCUAUCGAGCUACACACGUCUCCGAACCUACAAGCGGAGUUGCUCGAACCCCUUAUUCCAAGCGCGCUUGAUGACAUCUCUGGAACCCGUUCUGGGAGUUCUAAGAGGCGUAUCGACUCUUCUGCGCAGGCUGCAGCCAUGUUGUUCCUACUCAACGUCUGUACAUACAUGCAGAAAGUACCGGACUUCGAUGCCGUCAUCCAAGCGACGUUGAGCAGGAUUACAACUACCCUAUCCGGCAAGCAACUGGAUGCACCAGAACAUGCUAAGGCCAUUGAGUUCUUUUGCACUUAUUUCAUCGGACUGUUCGGAUACCUUGAUGCAUCGGAAUGCGUGGAAUUACUGCAGUCAGUACUUUCAAUGCUGGCAAAGGUCGAUGACAGGGUUCAAAGCAAUUUGCUCAACUCCUUGUCUCAUUCCAUCAUUAAUGAAGGCAACGCUUCUCUGAAGAAAGCGUAUUACUCUACACUCGCAAAUUCGCUUUCGAAGAGCGAUGGCAAACAACAAGAACUAGCUGUCAAAGCCAUGUCGUACAUCCACCCAGCGGCGUUCUCGCGUGAACAACGAGAGGCGAUCUUGAAUCAAGUCAUCGACUUGAUCUGUAACAACUCAAGCACCUCGACAGGGUUCAUGAGUAUCGCAACGCAUCUCAUGGAAACUCCAAAUGCGACGGCCAAAAUUUCUACCGACAGUAGUGUCAUUUUUGAGGUCGCAGAGAGACUCCAUCAGCAUGGAAACGAGUCACCUGCGAGCUUGCAACUACUCAGGCAAUUAGUCGAGUCAAUUCUGGUUCACAUGAUUCCAAAUGAGAAGCAGUCUCAGAACAAAACUUUUCUCAAGGGUUUUGCUGAGAAGGUCGAUCAGAUUGCUACGGCUUCAAAGAAGUGCUCUGCUGCGAGGCUGUCUAUCCUUCGAGCUACGAUACAUGCACAGAAGCAAAGCAAGCUCCUAGACCCACUGCAGUAUGUCGAAUUAUUAAAGCAUUGUCUUACCGAUGGCGAUGGUGAUGAAACUGCUUCACUUCAGGAGAUACUAGACGCCUUCAACGACCUCCCUUCUGCCACUCUACAGGCACUCAACAUCUACGACACUACCCGAGCGUGGCUACGCAUCUGGGUCAAUGACAACAGCGAUUUGGACUCUUACAUUGCCUCUUCUGGCGAGAGCUCUACCGAGUUGGCCAAGUACGUGGCACGAUUACACACGACCGUUGCAAGGUUCAGAUUGUACCCCAAAGUAACCUGGUUCAUGAGCUUGACGUUAAGAAUCCUCCGCGAACCACUGACCGACGGCGUCAAAGCCAGCACCUACGACGCUGUAAAGGACGCUCUUACAUCUCUCCCGUUGGCAGAGAAGCUCGAUCUGAUCCCCAGCCUUACCCAUGCCACCGACCCCCUCGACCGCGCAUCCUCCCAUCGCAUAUUCAGCAUCCUCAUCACUACCCUCCCCGACAAGCUCGACCCGAACCCCGACCUCAAGCAACAGCAACUCGCCCUCCUCCCACGCAUCAGCAUCCUCCUUGCCCAAACCUCAGACAACCCCUCUUUCAACGCCCUCCUCAACAGCAUCAACACCAUCCUCACCGACAAGCCCGCCCUCGCCUCCCAACACAGCAUCGAAUCCGUCCUCGCCGUCCUCGUCAAACUCACCUCCCGAAGCAGUCCCCCGCUCCCCACCUCCCACGCCCCAGAAAUAUACUCCCGCCUAUGCGAAACAACACGCUUGAUCCUCUUGCUACACCGCGGCCGUAUCGGAGGCCGUUUCCACAUCCUCCUCCCCUUGCUACAGGGUCUUUUAUUCUGCCUCUUCAUACCAAACACACCCCGCACCGGCGCCCUACCCUACUGGCUACGCUCCCUACCUCCCCGCUCCAACCCUUCCUCAACACACCACCCAAUAAAUCACCCCCCCACCCACCUCACCCCUCAAAACGCAACACACUUCUCCCGCCUCCUCUCCACCCUCGUUAACCCCCCACAGUCGUCCAUUUCAAAAUCAAACACCCAGACUUCCUCCCUCACCGAUCCCCUCAAAAUCGCCCGCGAUCGCACCGCCGCGUUCCUAUACCCUUUGCUCACGGCUUAUUGUCGCUUUCAGCUCAGUGGGAGAUUGGAGGCCUCGGUGCGGGAGAAGUUGGCGCCGGGGUGGGCAGAGGUGUUGGGGACGGCGGCGCUGCGGAGGGAGGGGCUUGCGGCUAUGUUUGCCGGGUUGGGGCGGAGUGAGAGGGAUGUUUGGAGGGGGGUGUGGGGGGAGUGGGAGGCGGGGAGGGGGAGGGGGAUUGGUGUCUAG
Molecule: messenger RNA, 4560 nt
Organism: Plenodomus lingam JN3
Lineage: Eukaryota; Fungi; Ascomycota; Dothideomycetes; Pleosporales; Leptosphaeriaceae
Biological process (GO): ribosome biogenesis
Cellular component (GO): nucleolus
Source: RefSeq, a predicted model, not a curated record